Messenger RNA from Lactuca saligna, 831 nucleotides. Lineage: Eukaryota; Viridiplantae; Streptophyta; Magnoliopsida; Asterales; Asteraceae. The record is from the annotation of a GenBank genome assembly.
AUGGAUCAGCCAAUCACUUCUUUAUUUCCUUCCCAAUCCUCUGAUGGUCUAAAGUCUACUUCUGAGGUUGCACGAGAUGAUGAUGAUUACAUGGUGUCGUUUGGUGAUCUUCAGUUUGAUCCUGAGGAAGAGGGUAUUCCUGAUCACAUGUUAAUCUCAAGAAAACAAUUUAAAAUCUUGAAUCGCAAGUUGAAUUCUUUGCUUCAGAUUCAAGCAGACACAGGGAGUCGCCAUUCUGUCUCAGGCAUUGAAGAUGAUGUGUUGUUAAAAGCCCAAGAACAUCGAUUGAAAACCUUCAUGGAACAAAUUGAUAUGAAGCAAGAAGAACGUUUGAAGCACCAAUCUGAAUCAUUUGUUCAUGAGGAGGAUGUAAAUUUGAAAAUUGAAGAGGUUUGCACUAAGUUGACCAAGGAGCUUACUAAGCUUGAUCAUCGUUAUUCUAAUCUUUAUACGAAGGUUGAUAUCAUUGUCUAUGUUGUAAAGACAGUUGUGGAGUCUUACUAUUUGAUUCUCACCAAGGUGGAUACGAACUCAGAAUCUGAUUCCCAGGGUUUUGCCAAGAUGGAAGAUUUGUUAGGUGAUUUGAAGGCUUUGAUUUUGCAACUCACAGUUUCUCCUUCCCCUUCGGUGUCUAAAGAAUCAUUAUCUACAUUGUUUUCUUCUUUGGAGUCAACUUUAAAGGCUGACUUCACUCCUCUUCUCAAAUUGGUCAAGUUGAUGCCUUCUAAUGCCCCACUUAUUAAAACAAGGGUUCAAGGGGGAGAAAAGAGUGUUCGAGCAUCAAGGGAUUUGGAUCAAGGUAAGGUUAUUGGGAAAUUAAUAAGCACAUAG